Periophthalmus magnuspinnatus is the source of this 924-nucleotide messenger RNA. RefSeq names its product odorant receptor 131-2-like. Gene Ontology annotation, cellular component: membrane. The record is from RefSeq and is a predicted model, not a curated record. Gene Ontology annotation, biological process: G protein-coupled receptor signaling pathway. NCBI's taxonomy places the organism in Eukaryota, Metazoa, Chordata, Actinopteri, Gobiiformes, Gobiidae. The transcript has a single exon. Gene Ontology annotation, molecular function: G protein-coupled receptor activity. Bases 1 to 924 code for a protein of 307 amino acids.
AUGAAUGACACAGCAGAAGUGGUGCGGUCCAUACAGACUCCUUCUCGUGCCUUGCUGUCCAUGCUGCCAUGCUUCCUCUUCUUGUAUGUCAAUGCUGUUAUGUUGUUCGCUCUGCUGAGAAAACCACUGCUUCUUGAGUCCUCACGAUAUAUCCUUUUUGGUCAUUUGCUCUUUACUGACUCUCUGCAGCUGCUGGUAUCAAUGUUACUCUAUAUUUUUGCUGUUACAAUGAUCAAAAUGUCUAGUUAUGUAUGUAUAAUCUUCACUUUAAUUGCAGGUGUAACUGUCAAAAUGUCUCCCCUUAAUCUGGCUGUGAUGUCUCUUGAAAGAUAUGUUGCUAUAUGUUUUCCUCUAAGAUAUAUUAAUAUUGCCACAACUAGAACAACUGGAGUUGCAAUAGCUGUUAUGUGGUCUAUGGCUUCCUUGGACUCUUUUACACAGCUGUUUCUGUUUGUUAGCUCUACAAAUACCAGCUUCACCACUCACUGCACCAGGCAAUCUGUCUUUAAACUUCACAUUUACACAACACUCAACAGAUCAUUCACUAUCAUGUACUUUGUACUAGUCAGUAUGAUCAUUAUAUACUCAUACAUUGCUAUAAUGGUGAGUGUCAAAACAUCUUCAGCCAAUGUCUGCCAUGUUGACAAAGCCCACAGAACGGUCCUAUUACAUCUAUUACAACUGUGUCUUUGUCUCACUUCCACUUUAUUUAACAUGAUAAAUUCAAGUGGGCUAUGGAACAUAGACCCAGCUACUGCUAUACAUGUUCAGUACGCACUUUUCCUUGGCCUAAUCAUGUUCCCCAAAUGUCUGAGUCCACUUCUGUAUGGACUCAGGGAUAACCAUUUCAGACACGUUUUGAAAGACUGUUUUACUUUUGGGCUAGAAAGAAGAGCAAAGAUAAGACCAGCUCCAAAAUUUUGA